CACUUCGUUUCACAUUUGGUCCCAAGUCUUCCUCUUCUUAUUUUUUAAUCCCCACUCCAUUUCAUCGACUUUUCAAAGCAAACCAGUCGUCUUCUUCUCUUCCUGAUCACACGAUAUCUAGGGUUCUUCCAAUCUUCAUCAAUACGCAUUUCAUUCUUUGCUUCAAAUCCAUCAACCACUCUGAUUACCCGUUCAUGUAAUGGAAGCUCGAUGUGAGAAUAUGGUUCUCAAUUCAUUCGACGGACACAAGUUUCCGAUCAAUCGCCAUGAAAACAGGUCUGCGAUCAUUAACGAAGUGGAUUUCUUCUCGAGAAGUAGUACUACUGGUAAUUCUUCCCAGCUGCAUCCUUCUAGUAUUCAUCAUGCCAUAGAAAACAAAGAACACGACAGAGUUAAUCAAGAACUCCAGCUUAACUUAAAUGUGGGUUCGAAUCUUAAUACAAUAAAUACGAAAAACCAAGAUGCUCAUAAGUUGGCUAUAUUACAGAACGAGCUUGAAAAGAUGAAGCGAGAAAACGAAAGUUUGCGAUCGAUGCUUGCUCAAAUUAAAGAAAAAUAUAGCUUUUUACAAAGACAUAUUAAGACUAUAAAUAAGGUGGAAGACGACACGUUGGAAUUCAAGAAACUCACUCCACCAUUAAUGAAGAUUGAUCCAAAUGUUGAUAGCUCUGAUAUGAACAAAGAUGUUAAGUUGAAUUCACCAAAGGAUAUUUGUGAUCAAGGAGCUACGGCUGAAACAACUAUGAGAAGGGCCCGUGUGUCGGUUAGGGUUCGGUCCGAAGCAUCCAUGAUUUCAGAUGGAUGUCAAUGGAGAAAAUAUGGGCAAAAAAUGGCGAAAGGAAAUCCAUGUCCUCGAGCUUAUUAUCGUUGCACCAUGGUAGUAGGUUGUCCAGUGCGUAAGCAAGUACAACGAUCUAUGGAUGAUCAGACAAUUUUGAUAACGACAUAUGAAGGCACUCAUAACCAUCCACUACCACAAACUGCCAUGGCAAUGGCCUCCACCACCUCUGCCGCCGCCUCUAUGCUACUCUCCGGUUCAGUUUCAAGCUCAAAUCACCAUAACCACAACCUUAUCGUAGGAUCCAUGCUUUCUUCUUAUCAUCCGAAUAUUACCACUACCUUGUCAGCCACUACACCGUUUCCUUCCAUUACAUUAGACCUCACAAACCCUAGCUCCAACCACCUCCAACAACCCCCAUUUCACUUUCCUUUUUCGACCAACACAAAUCCUAAUUUCAGUCUUCCUAAUAAACCAUCACUUUUGGCACAAUUGGAUGCUCAACAGUAUAGUGUAAGGAAGUUUUCUGGCAUCCCAAAUUCCGACCAAGAGCUGAUGGAUGCAGCCACGGCGGCGGUCACAACAAAUCCACAUUUCAUGGCAGCUUUGGCUGCCGUAAUUGGCUCCAUUAUUGCCAAUGACCACCAUAACAAUGACGGUGUCAACAACAGCCAAAGAAGUGAUAAUAAUUUUACAACAAAUUAGAGUUCUCCAAAGUAUAUAUUGCCAAAAGGAAACGAAAUAGACUAUGUACAAAACGAAACAAAUACACACUCUUAUAAAAAGUUGAAUCAAGUUAUUUUUUCUUGUAGUGUA
Messenger RNA from Lactuca sativa (garden lettuce), 1594 nucleotides. RefSeq names its product putative WRKY transcription factor 47. The record is from RefSeq and is a predicted model, not a curated record. Gene Ontology annotation, biological process: regulation of DNA-templated transcription. Gene Ontology annotation, molecular function: sequence-specific DNA binding; DNA-binding transcription factor activity. Lineage: Eukaryota; Viridiplantae; Streptophyta; Magnoliopsida; Asterales; Asteraceae.